CAGAAGUUCAAAAAAUACAUUGCAUACAUCAUUAACAGGAUUUAGCGUUCAUCUGCAGGCUAGACGUGGAUGUGGCAGAAACUCGUCUUCAGUGUUCAUCUAUCAUGGAGCCAUCGGCUUGGAGGGACGCCUCAACAAGAAAUCUGACCCAUGAUUCGGACUCAGUUAACCAGACCUACUUCUCCUGCUACCACCCCCUGGUGGUGGAAUACCGCUACUUUGCCGUGCUGUGGGGGUGCCUGGUCACGAUCACUGGCACAGUGGGGAACCUGAUGACCGUCCUGGCCUUCGCCACUGACCCGUGCAUCCGGACCCGCUUCAACGUGCUGAUCGUCAACCUGGCGCUGGCCGACCUGCUGUACUGCGCGCUGCUGCAGCCCGUCACCACCGACUCCUACCUGCACCUGCGGUGGCGAGGCGGCGCGCUGGGCUGCCGGGCCUUCGGCCUGCUCCUCUUCGUCUCCAACGCCGUGUCCAUCCUGACGCUCUGCCUGAUUGCCGUGAGCCGCUACCUCCUGGUGCAGCGGAGGUCCACCUUCGAGCGGCUCUUCUCCGCCCGCGGCCUGCUGCUCCUGCUGCCCUCCACCUGGGCCCUGGGCCUGGCCAGCUUCAGCCCGCUCUGGCCCGUGUACGUCUUCGUGCCUCUGGUCUGCACCUGCAGCUUCCACCGGACGCGGGGCCGCCCCUACACCACCAUCCUGCUCUUCCUCUACUUCUUCGCGGGGCUUUUCUGCGUGGGCGUCUUCUACCUGCUGAUCUACCGGAGGGUCCGCCUGGCGGCCCGGGCCGUCCUCCGCCACCGGCCCAGCCGACGCUCCUCCAGGAAGAGGGUCGCUCCGGCGGCCGGCACGGAGGACGACAGCGGCGUCAGCAGCGGGGGUGGGGCCCCCACGUGCACCAGUGAGGUCGACAGCCAGGGGGAACCGCCCGCACACAGGGCCGGAGCCACGUGGUACAAGGAGCCGGGGGAACCACAGCCGACUCGCUCUGCCCUGGACUCGCACACGGCCAGGGCAAGGGCCUCCCCAGAGGAGUCGGCCACAACCCCGUCAGCCACCACCCCUCCGGCUUUGACCCCACCAUCUACGACCCCGCCACCAACGUCCCUUCCGUCCACCUCCCCUCCAUCUAAGACCCCUCCGUCCACCUCCCCUCCGUCUAAGACCCUUCCGUCCACCUCCCCUCCAUCUAAGACCCCUCCGUCCACCUCCCCUCCGUCUACGACCCCUCCAUCCACGACCCCCCCCCAUGCGACCCAGAGCUCCGGGGGCGACGAGUUGAAGCGGGUGACCCGAAUGUGUUUCGCCGUCUUCCUGUGCUUCGUGUUCUGCUUCGUCCCGUUCCUGCUGCUGAACCUGGCCGACCAGAGGGGCCGCGCUCCGCAGAUCCUCCACAUGUUCUGCGCCAACCUGACCUGGCUCAACAGCUGCAUCAACCCGCUGCUCUACGCAGUGAUGAACCCCCAGUUCCGCCGGUCCUACCACCUGCUGCUCACCAGGGCCUUCUCGCCCCUGGGCCGUCUCUGGAGGGCCCUGAGGAACAGGUCGGCCUCCUGCUAGUCCUCCAUGUCCGUAGACUAACUCUCCAUGAAGCGCUGAAGACAGACCGCUACAGACAGACCGCUACAGACAACCUCGCCUUUUAAUGGUGCAGCUCUGCCAUUUCAUCUUCACAGUUCUCGUUUCCUGCUGCUUGACCGCUAACUGCUACUGCUUCUCCCGCCAAAGUAGCCUAAAGGGAAGGAGCUAACGUUAUGGAACACACCCAUAGGCGUUCCUAAAGGGCCAAACUCCAACAGCCGGUCAAUGCAAUUACCGGUAUGGAACAGCUGGUCAGAACGGCAACAAUAAUGGACCGGUUUAAAGGGACUCUUACCUUUGUUGCAUUUUUACACUUUUUUUGGAUAAGGUUAAAUUGGUAUUAAUAAGGUAAUAACACUCUAAUAUGCAAGACAGACCCACCAGGAGUAAAAACAAACAAUUAUUUUACUCUCAUAAUAUUUAGUGAAAACUUCAACCAAUAAAAUUCUUCGGACCGAAUGACCUUAUUGGCCGACA
Molecule: messenger RNA, 2057 nt
Organism: Gadus macrocephalus (Pacific cod)
Lineage: Eukaryota; Metazoa; Chordata; Actinopteri; Gadiformes; Gadidae
Product: G-protein coupled receptor 84-like
Exons: 2
Coding region: 105-1559 (484 amino acids)
Biological process (GO): neuropeptide signaling pathway
Cellular component (GO): membrane
Molecular function (GO): urotensin II receptor activity
Source: RefSeq, a predicted model, not a curated record